Molecule: messenger RNA, 1826 nt
Organism: Diachasmimorpha longicaudata
Lineage: Eukaryota; Metazoa; Arthropoda; Insecta; Hymenoptera; Braconidae
Product: pancreatic triacylglycerol lipase-like
Exons: 5
Coding region: 681-1826 (381 amino acids)
Biological process (GO): lipid catabolic process
Molecular function (GO): lipase activity
Source: RefSeq, a predicted model, not a curated record
GAGAGGCUGAUCUUGUUCCACAAAAAAGAAAAUAACUUGGGAUUGUAGGAAUUGUCCUGCUUGGCCUUCAUAAAAAUUUAUUCAUCCGGAAAUUUGCACGUAAUCACAUUAGACGCAGUUAAGCAAGCCUAAAAACUGCAAACAAAACGAUAAGACGAGCAAUCACUUAAUUAAGUCAUGCAACUAACACCGAACGAUUAAGAUGCCUGGAGUCGAAGCCCCACAGUAAGAGGUGUUUCCGUGUUAUUGUGAUAAUAGGAACUACAGUGAUAAAUUGUAGACUGCUAAACUGGGACGUACUAAAUAAAAAUGCGUGAGGGGGUACCUAAAAUCUUACCUGAUAUGGGGGGGACUUAUAAGAGCGUUUUUUCGUACUGCGAGCCGUCAGUUGGGGUUUCAUCGUCUUGUUAGUUAUGAGCAGUUAAUUUUGGGAGAGGGAAGGAGUUCCUUGCAGACAAAAAAUUAAUCGGUGCUUUAAGAGAAAUUAACUUGUUCAAAUUUGAUGCUGUACUUUUUAUUAAUGCUUUAUUGCCAAUUUCACUAUUUUAAUUGAGAAAAAUUGCAGUAUCUUCUGUUAAUGUCAUUAUUUUAAUUUAAGAAGUUAUAUUAAUUAGAGAUUAUUGGAAGGCUUUGUUAGUAAUUGUUAUACGAAUUUAGAAAGGUAAUUUUGAACACUAAGAAUGGGGAGCAAAAUAAUUUUAAUAUUUACGGUCGUCCUUUGUUGGACUGGAAUAAUUUCGUCACAAUACACUGAGAGUCCUCUGAGGGAGAAGUACGACGGGUAUGGGGAUGAUUGGAUCUUCAUGCCCGAUGGAAAUGGUCAGCCCCAGGUUGCCAUACUGAAAGGCCAGGGACCGGAUUUCAGAGGAUUAAUUGAUGAGUCUGUAACCUUUCAUCUUUACACGAGAAAUGGGCCGCCCAAUGGAACCCUGCUAUACAACGGCAAUUCGAAUUCAAUAAAGUACUCGGCUUUCAAUCCAUCGCACCCCACCAAGUUCAUCACCCACGGAUGGAAAUCUAGUGCCCUCAGCUCAGGUCUUGUUAACUUGAAAAAUGCUUACUUGAGAAGAGGAGAUUACAAUGUAAUUCUCGUGGACUGGGAGCCCCUGGCAUCGAGCACAUUCUACCUGGGGCCAAUGCAGAACACCUGGAAGGUUGGGAAACAGGCUGGAGUGUUCAUAGACUUCUUGAUCCAGGAGACUGGAAUAGUACCUGGGAACAUUCACUUCCUAGGUCAUUCACUGGGGGCUCACGUAGCAGGAAAUGCUGCCUCAUCAACUAUCGUCGGAAAAUUAGGACGAGUGACAGGUCUGGAUCCAGCUCUCCCUGGAUUUCAUGUUAUCACGUCCAAUGACGGAAAACUAGACCCCACAGAUGCAGAUUUCGUUGACGUAAUUCAUUCCUGUGGAGGAAUCUUAGGAUUUCUACAGCCAGUCGGCCAUGCCGAUUUCUACCCCAAUGGGGGGGUUGCUGUGCAGCCGGGAUGCUGCUGCAUGCCAGAAAUAACAGAGGCUUGCAGCCACGGCAGAGCCUACGUCUACUUCACCGAGAGUAUAAUAUCAGAUUCAGGGUUGUUGGCAACAAAAUGUGACACUUGGGAUCAAUUCAGAAGAGGUUCUUGCAAGGACUCUCCUGUGAUUUUUAUGGGAGAGCCAACAGAUUAUGCAGCCAGAGGCAAUUAUUUUCUCAAAACCAGGUCAGAGUCGCCUUUCGCUGAUACUUCAACAAAAUCUCUGUUGUCCGGGGCCUCUGCAUCGGGCUGCGAUGAGCCCGGCGGCUGGGCAAUCAUUGGUGGUUCACGAGUUUGUGGAACAAACUCUGUAUAA